UCGUCUGUAAAUUUCACCUCUCACUGGGAGCCCUCCAUGCAGACAUUUCCAUAUGAAUACUUUCAUUUUUUGGCACACUUUCUGCUUCCAAAGUGAUUUCCAAGCUCUCUUUAUAGAUCCUUCAUAGCUUGUCCCUGCUUCAUCCCUCCUUCCUAUACUCUCCAGCUCCUUUUCCUUCAGCCAAUUCUUAUAUCCAGAUUGAGUAGUGUAAAGUCCAGUUUGAGAAUGAAUCCAGUAAUGCCCAUCUUCUUUCCCUGUAAAGCUUAUAGGUAUCCUCAGUAUUCUUUCGGCAUCUUGCUGGCUGAAUAUUCUGAAUAUCAAUACAACAUUCCAUCUGUUGUUGAUGAUAAGAUCUGACACAUGCUUUAAAUGACAUCCUGGUGGUCUUGGUGUUGUUGGUUUCCCACUUUUACUGUCUGGAAUCCAACAAUCUUCCCAGAUACUCGUAGCCUUGCCAUUUCCUAUCUUUCUUAUGAUACCCUUCUGUACUUCUUUGCGCACCUCAGCAAGGCUUUGCCAAAUCCAAGAAGCAUUUUGAGGGACUUUACUGGUGAAUAAAGAUUGCCUGGGGUAGUAUUUUUCCUUCAAGACUCUACUGACUAGCAGGUUUAUUUUCUCAAUCAAUUUUGGUUCCGUCGUUGUUUGCGUCUCGCGUUUUCGAGUCGUGCUCUCCAUCGCUUAUACACUGCGCUGUCGUUUUGAGCUAGCGUUCUCAGUUCUCAAAGUCAACUGGUUUGUUUCUUAACCCUCGCUAAAACCCUUUCCAAAACCUCUACUGGGAAGAAUUUCUACGGUACCAUCUUUCUGCCAAUUUUCCAUCCAUUUACAUCCUUUACCCGUCCAGCCAUCCGUCCUUCCUAUAUAUGCCAACAAUCAGGAGAGCGGUUAUAAUCGGCAACGGUAUUGCCGGCGCGGAGAACCAAUGCCUCGGUUUGGUUCGAGCCUUGGGGCUCUCUCACACUCUCUACCGUGUUACUAGACCCAGGGGAGGAAUUAAUGAUUGGCUUCGCUGGUUGCCAGUUUCCCUUCAUAAAAACCUUCAUAAUGUCGUGAAGAGAUUUCGUGUUACAGGAUUUUCGGGUAUUGCAGAAGCUAAAGCACAUUAUAUUGCGAAACUGGCGCGGGAAACGUUGGACAAGGAUGGCCCUACAUUGGUGGUUGCAUCAGGGCGGGAUACUAUUUCUGUUGCUAGUUCUAUAAAACGAUUAGCUCCGGAAAAUGUUUUUGUUGUUCAGAUUCAACAUCCCCGAUCAAAACUAAAUAGGUUUGAUCUAGUGGUCACGCCUCGUCAUGAUUAUUAUCCCUUGGCACCUGAGGGACAGCAACAGAUUCCCUGGUUUCUUCGAGGUUGGAUAACUCCUCGUGAACCUCCUGACCAAAAAGUUGUACUUACCAUAGGCGCUCUGCAUCAGGUUGAUUCUAUUGCACUGCACAGAGCUGCGUCUCUCUGGCAUGAUGAGUUGUCUCCACUGCCUAAACCAUUGGUUGUUGUCAACAUUGGGGGGCCUACUGGCCAUUGUGGAUAUGGGGUAGAUCUUGCUAAGCAGCUAAUUUCGUCGUUGCUGAAUGUUCUCUCAACUUGUGGCAGCCUAAGAGUGUCUUUUUCUCGUAGAACUCCAAAGCAGGUAUCAGACAUCCUCGUCAGGGAACUUGGAAGUCAUCCUAAAGUUUACAUUUGGAAUGGUCAAGAUCCAAAUCCACAUAUGGGACAUUUAGCUUGGGGUGAUGCGUUUGUCAUUACAGCUGAUUCAGUUAGCAUGUUGAGCGAGGCUUGCAGCACAGGGAAGCCUGUUUAUGUUAUUGGGACGGAGCGGUGUAAGUGGAAGUUUGCAGACUUUCACAAAUCUCUGCAAGAUCGGGGAGCUGUUCGACCAUUUACUGGUGAAGAAGAUAUGUCCGAAAGAUGGAAGUACGUUCCACUUAAUGAUACUGAGGAGGCAGCUGCUCAAGUGAUAACAGCACUGGCUCAGCGUGGGUGGAGGUUGUAGGCACUGUGAGUGUGUGGUGAGUGAAGUCGCCUCGAUUACUUUUCCCCUCUAUGAUUUGCGUCUGUUGCGAGUAGUUCGCUUUUUUUUGCCCUUUUCUUCCCCCUUUAGCUAUGUGAAUAGGGCAGGCGUGCUUCCAGGGCAUGACAUCGAUUAUUAUCAGCUUUCGUUUCUUUUCCUAUUAUAAUGUUCACAACUCUCUAUAUGUAUCAACCCCACCCCCAAAAAAAAACCCUGAAACAAAAACAAGACAACAAUAAGCCCCUUCCCUCGCCCCAAAGUGGGAAAAAAGGGAAAACCCAAAGAAAAAAGAGAACUGAAUUUGUUGUGGAUUUUUGG
Coffea eugenioides is the source of this 2324-nucleotide messenger RNA. RefSeq names its product mitochondrial fission protein ELM1. The coding region runs from base 864 to 1988 and encodes 374 amino acids. Gene Ontology annotation, biological process: mitochondrial fission. Gene Ontology annotation, cellular component: mitochondrial outer membrane. The transcript is spliced from 10 exons. The record is from RefSeq and is a predicted model, not a curated record. NCBI's taxonomy places the organism in Eukaryota, Viridiplantae, Streptophyta, Magnoliopsida, Gentianales, Rubiaceae.